Vicugna pacos (alpaca) is the source of this 5188-nucleotide messenger RNA. It is a transcript of the gene SSC5D, whose product is annotated as scavenger receptor cysteine rich family member with 5 domains. Gene Ontology annotation, cellular component: extracellular matrix; membrane. The record is from RefSeq and is a predicted model, not a curated record. Lineage: Eukaryota; Metazoa; Chordata; Mammalia; Artiodactyla; Camelidae. Gene Ontology annotation, biological process: detection of bacterial lipoprotein; defense response. Gene Ontology annotation, molecular function: extracellular matrix binding.
UGUGUGUGUAGUACCCCUCCUCCACCCAAGCCUUGACCCUUAGUCCUUUCAACCCCCGACCCCAGUUUCCUCAGGAGACACACAAGUUCAACCACCGGUCCCUCAGACGGGGCUGGGGACUUUGUGCACAAAUCUGCAGGGCGGGGGGGGGUGUUGGAGAGAGGGGUUUCUCAGUCUCCUUUUCCAGUCCAGGAAGUCCUUCCUGGUGUCUGGCUGCAAGCCCUCUUGCUGCAUCGUGAAUCCCAGAUGUGCUAGGUCCCCAGCCCCAGGAGCUGAUGUGAAUUUACCCUCAAUCCCCUGUGCUGUGGUCCCACCACACUUCCCUGGUUGGACAAAAGAGGAGGCAGAUGGGUGGGCGCCCCACCCAUGGCCCCUGCUGUCCCCCAGGCACACCCCUGUCUGGAUCCUUCCCUGCAGCCUGCUGCCCCUUAAGCAUCUCUAAGCACAGCAUGCCUGGCCAGCAUCUCCCGUGUGGGUGUUUGCAGUUGGACACCCUCCCUCCCGCCUGCCACCGCCCUCCUCCCCAGGCCUCAGCCAACGGCCAGCCCCCUCCCCGCCCCCCCUCCUGUCCCCUGCUGCCUCCUCAGCAGCCUCUCUUCCUCCUGGCAAAGCGUCCAGCCCCUGCCUGCUCCUCCCCGGGUCCGGGUCCUGGGCGCCUCUGCAGGCGAGUCCCUCCCUCCUUCUCUCCCUCCCUCCCAACAGUGGCCACCACCUCCUCCCCUCUCUCCUGCUCCUGUCCCCUUUCACCCCAUCCCUGCCCCGACUCUGCAAACAUGAGGGUCUUGGCCUGCCUCCUCGUGGCUCUGAUGGGGAUCCAGGCUGUUGAGCGGCUGCGUCUGGCCGAUGGCCCCCAUGGGUGCGCUGGUCGCCUGGAGGUGUGGCACACUGGGCGCUGGGGGACCGUGUGUGACGACGGCUGGGACCUGCGGGAUGCUGCCGUGGCCUGCCGGGAACUGGGCUGUGGUGGGGCGCUGGCCGCCCCUGGAGGCGCCUUCUUUGGGGAGGGCGUGGGGCCUGUGUGGCUGAGCGAGCUGGCUUGCCGGGGCAGUGAGCGGCAGCUGGGCCUCUGCCCCCACCGCGGCUGGAAGGCCCACAUCUGCUCCCACGAGGAGGACGCCGGCGUCGUCUGUGCAGGUCAGCGUGUGGCCGACUCCAGGGACCAGGACAACACACCUUCCAUCCUGGAUGGGGACCCCUGGCCUGGGCUGUCUGGGGAGCUGAGCCCUGGCUCUGAGGAGCCCCCCAUGACGCAUGCCCCCCGCCCAGCCGGGACCCCCCAGAACAGCUCCCGGAAGAAGAGCCCCCGGCCGCCCAAGCAGGCCAAGUCCACUAGGGCUCCUUUGCUGACUGCUGGAGCCCCCCGCCAGGAGCGGCUGCGCCUGGUCUCCGGCCCCCAUGGGUGCUCGGGCCGCCUGGAGGUGUGGCACGGCGGACGCUGGGGGACUGUGUGUGACGACGGCUGGGACCUGCGGGACGCCGCUGUGGCCUGCCGGGAACUGGGCUGCGGGGGUGCUCUAGCUGCCCCCGGAGGGGCCCGAUUUGGCCCGGGCUCAGGGCCCGUGUGGAUGGACGACGUGGGGUGCGGAGGCGGAGAGCAGGCCUUGCGGGACUGUCCCCGAAGCCCCUGGGGCCGGAGCAACUGUGACCACACAGAGGAUGCAGGGCUGGUCUGUACCGGCCCAGCCCCUCGGCUGCGUCUGGCUGAUGGCCCCCAUGGGUGUGCUGGCCGGCUGGAGGUGUGGCACGCCGGGCGCUGGGGGACAGUGUGUGAUGACGCCUGGGACCUGCGGGAUGCCGCUGUGGCCUGCCGGGAGCUGGGCUGCGGGGGGGCACUGGCUGCCCCUGGAGGCGCCUUCUUUGGGGAGGGGGCUGGACCCAUCCUCCUGGAUGAUCUUCGCUGUCGGGGAAACGAGUCAGCCUUGCGGUUCUGUCCGGCGAGGCCCUGGGGCCAGCACGACUGUCAUCACCGGGAAGACGCCGGGGCUGUGUGUGACGGUAUGCCUCUCGGAUACGUCCCUCCCACGGCCCCCGCGGUGGGCGGCAGCAGCUCCAGGCCCCUGCCCCCUACUGCGAGCCAGGCCCCUCGGACAGCAGGCAUUUCUCCUCCGCCUGCCUCCCCUGCUGCCCCUCAGGAACCUGGGCCAGAAGCUGGGUCCCCACAGCUGCGCCUGGUGGCCGGGCCCAGCAGGUGCUCAGGCCGGCUGGAGGUGUGGCAUGCCGGGCGCUGGGGGACUGUGUGUGACGACAGCUGGGACCUGCGGGACACGGCCGUGGUCUGCCGGGAGCUGGGCUGCGGGGGGCCUCGGCAGCCAGACCCUGCUGCUGGCCGCUUUGGCUGGGGCGCCGGCCCCAUCUGGCUGGACGACGUCAGAUGCACAGGGACUGAGGCGUCCCUCACCAACUGUCCUGCUGCCCCCUGGGGGAAGCACAACUGUGCUCAUAAUGAGGACGUUGGAAUCACCUGCACUGGAACCCCCGGCCUGGACUCCAUCUCAGACCCCUUCAGUUGGAGCUGGAUCCCUGGCCUGGGUAGAGACCCGGAUGCCUGGCUCCCAGGGGAGCUGGCCACCAAGCCCCCUGCCAGACUGACCCCCAAUGUGCUGGAGAAAACCACCAAGGCCCCAGGGAAAAUGCCCAAGAGCACAAAGAAGUGGGUGACCAAGACUGCAAAGAGACCAGCCACUCAGCCUCCCGUGAUGCCGACCACUAAACACUCCAGGGUCCAGGGCACUUGGAAUCCCCUAGAACUGACCUCGCGGACCACUACCGCCCGGACCAUGGAGGCCUCUCGGAGACCAACCUCUGAGUUUACCACAAGGCUGACCACUGAGACCUCUCACACGCCGACCUCACACACUCCUGUGACUCGGACUCCCCGGGCCCCCCGGGAACGGACCUUUAAGAGUGUGGCAACACCGACCACUCAAGGCCCCCAAGAAAUGACCUCUGAGGCCACCAUGGAGCCAUCGGCCAGCAUCCCAGAAGGUUCUCCAGAGUCAUCCAAAGACCCAGCCCCCUCUCCCACAGGGGGAUCAGGCCUGUUCCGGGUUCGUCUGGCUGAUGGGCCCAACCGGUGUGCUGGCCGGCUGGAAGUGUGGCACGCUGGACGCUGGGGCACCGUAUGCGAUGACAACUGGGACCUGCGGGAUGGCACCGUGGCCUGCUGGGAGCUGGGCUGUGGGAGGGUCCGGCCCCGAGUGGGCAAAACCCACUACGGCCCCGGGACCGGGCCCAUCUGGCUGGAUGACCUGGGCUGCAAGGGAAGUGAGACCUCGCUGAGUGACUGCCCCGCAAGGCCGUGGGGACAGCAUAACUGUGACCAUGAGGAGGACGUGGGGCUCACUUGCACUGGCUACGCAGACGAGGAGGAUUACCCGCCAUGGACCUGGGACCCCACUUCGGGAGAGGACCUGGCCAAGAGGACCACCACCGCAGGGGUGCCUGGACACACUCUCUCCCGGGGCACCACCGGGCGCCCAGGGGCCCCCUCCCCAGCAACGAGGCGCCUUCCUGGCACAGGUUCCGCAAGGAAGCCGUGUCUGGAGCGCCGCCUGCAACGGCCCACUGUGGCCAGGACGGUGCCCCACGCCCCUUCCUCAGCUCCCCCCGCCUCGUCGGGGCCCCCAGGCCCUCUCCUGACUUCUGACUCCACGCCGCAGUUCAUCCCCGCUGCCGCCGUUUCAACACCGGAGGUGACCUCUGACCUUCGUGCCACCUUGCCACCCAGCCCAGAAUCGGCCUCCUGGGUGAACUCUCACCACACCUUGACAACCCCUGGCCUUACCUUGUCCACCCCUGAUGCCACCGUAGUUCCAGCGCUGACCUCUGGGCUUCCACCCACCCUCCCGCCCACUCCUCCCAAAGAACUGACCUCUGACCCCUCUGUACCGGCAGCGGUGACCCGCCUUUCUCCUACCUCAGAGCUAUCACCGGAAUCUCACACAACCCCAGGCUGGGACACAAGGCCAUACCCUAGCACAGUCCCAGAACCUCCCAGUUCCCCAGACCCCUCCACAAGCCCUGACCCCACUGCCACCAUAACCUCUCACGCUGCCACUACCUCUUACCCCACUGCCACUCUUUACCCCACUACGACCUCUCACCCCACCACGACCUCUCACCCCACCAUGACCCAUUACCCCACCAUGACCUCUCACCCCACCACAACCCCUUACCCCACCACGACCUCUCACCCCACCACAACUGCUUACUCCACCACACUCUCUCACCCCACCACAACCCCUCAGCCCACCACGACGUCUCGCCCUGCCACAACCCCUCACUCCACCACAACCCCUCAACCCACCACAACCCCUUACCCUGCCACAGCCCCUCACCUUGCCACCACUACUUACCCCACCAUGACUCCUGACCCCACCUCAACCCCUGUGGUCACUACCAAGUCCCUUCUAACUUCCCUGGGGACAGAACUUCCCUCUCCCUCUCCGGCACCAACAGUCAAGCCCAGCCUGCACCCCCGAUUGACCUUCACAUCCGAGAUGUGGAGCCCAGAGCCCCCUCCAGCGUCAGAGUCCAGCCGCUCCAGGCCCUCUCCAGUCCCAAGCAUGGACACACUGUCCACUGAGAACUUCACUCAACCUAGAAACCAGAGCCCCAAACUAACGUCUCCACCUACUCAUACUCCACACUCAGCCUCUGACCUCACUGUGACCCCUGACCCGCACCUGCCCCCUAUUGCUCACCCCUUGGAUCAACCUCCUCCUGACCACCUCACCCUAGGGCCAACUCCUGGCCAGAGCCCAGGCCCCCUUGGCCCAUGUGUGGCCCCAGUGCCACCUGUAAGGGUCAUGGCUUGUGAGCCACCUGCCUUGGUAGAGCUGGUGGCUGCUGUGAGGGAUGUGGGUGGCCAGCUGCAGAGGCUGACCCAGGCCCUGGAGCGGGACCAGCGGGAGCGCCAAGCCCUGGGACUGGGGUUGGCCCAGCUGGUGGAGGCUGCCCAGGGCCUGGGUCAUCUGAGUGAGGUUGUGAAGAGACUGGCAGAGGUGGCCUGGCCCCCCACCACAUCUGCACCAACCACUACCACUCCAGAGGAGGAGGAGAGGCCUCUAAGGGGAGAUGUGUGACCCUACCUGAGAUUUGAGAGACUUAAGACACUCCCAAACCAACAAAGGAAAACCAAAGUAUCUAAUUAAAAACAAAACAUGAAUGAUGUUUCUGGAGGACUGGG